Molecule: messenger RNA, 1464 nt
Organism: Coffea arabica (coffee)
Lineage: Eukaryota; Viridiplantae; Streptophyta; Magnoliopsida; Gentianales; Rubiaceae
Biological process (GO): protein phosphorylation
Molecular function (GO): ATP binding; protein kinase activity; protein binding
Source: RefSeq, a predicted model, not a curated record
AUGGAGGCUUACAUGCUGAGCAUUAGCAAGUAUUCAUCUUUCACUGUUUCCUCCAUCAUUCUUUUAUUGCUUAGCAUGAAAUUUCUAGAGUAUACUACUGCUUUCACACUUGGAAAUGAGACAGAUAGAGCUUCAUUGCUGGCUUUCAAGACAGAAAUAACUGAAGAUUCUCUAGGUGCCUUGGCAUCUUGGAACAAUUCUCUCCAUAUUUGCAAGUGGGCUGGUGUUGCUUGCGGCCUCAAACACCAAAGAGUAACAAGUCUGAAUCUCCAAGGACUGAAGUUGAGUGGAACCAUCUCACCUCAUCUUGGAAAUUUGUCUUUCUACGCUCUCUUGACCUGUCUGACAACUACUUUCAAGGUGGGCAACUUAUUCAGGCUUCAAUACCUGAAUAUGAGCUUCAAUUUUCUUGGAGGGCAUAUUUCUGCAAAUUUGUCACAAUGUUCCAACCUCACGGCUCUUGUACUGGAUCACAACUACUUUGUUGGACAGAUACCAUAUGAACUUGGCUACUUAGUAAACCUCAGGCAACUCUAUCUUGGAAACAAUCUCACAGAAAGUAUUCCAGCUUCUAUUGGAAAUCUUGCAGCUCUCCGGGUGCUGUACUUGUCUUACAACCAUUUGCAGGGUGAAGUUCCAGGUUCCAUAUCUCAGCUUAGAGAUUUAGCGGCACUUGGGCUAUCAGAUAACAAUCUUUACGGUGAAUUUCCUCCUGCACUUUAUAAUAUGUCAUCUCUCAGAUUCAUUGCCCUGAUGGACAACAAAUUACAACACUUAGGAGCAGUAAAUUUCUCUUACAAUUCCCUGACUGGUUCCAUACCCCCGGAUAUUGGAGACUUGAGCAAUCUUGUUUAUGCUGAUUUUUCCUACAAUAGGUAUUCUGGUAACAUACCAAUCAGCAUGGGAAAAUUAUCGGCUGUAACAAUUCUCUACAUGCAGAAUAAUUCACUCCAAGGGACGAUACCUUAUUUUGGGGGUCCGCUAUCUCUUCAGUAUCUAGAUCUCUCCUGCAAAAACCUUUCUGGCCAAGUUCCACCUUUCUUUAUGAAUCUUUCUUCUCUGGUCUACCUUAACUUGUCAUUCAAUAAUUUAGAAGGAGGAUUCUCUUCAGAAAACUUGAUUGAUUCAGGUAGUUUUGGAACUGUAGACAAGGGAACUCUUAGUCCAGAUGAAACAGUAAUAGCUGUCAAAGUACUGCACCUCCAUCUGCCAGAUGCUUCUAAGAGCUUCAUGGCUGAAUGCCAAGCCUUGAGACAUACAAGGCACCGCAACCUUGUCAAGGUAAUAACAGCAUGUUCAAGUUCUGAUUUCCAGGGUAAUGAUUUCAAAGCUAUAGUAUAUCCCUUCAUGACAAAUGGGAGCCUAGAGGAGUGGUUACAUCCAAAAUCUGAAAGGCACCAUAAUGGCUUAAACAUUAUUCAGAGAAUCAACAUUCUCGUAGAUGUGGCUGCUGCAAUAUCUUAA